Molecule: messenger RNA, 1499 nt
Organism: Epinephelus lanceolatus (giant grouper)
Lineage: Eukaryota; Metazoa; Chordata; Actinopteri; Perciformes; Serranidae
Gene: cpa5
Product: carboxypeptidase A5
Biological process (GO): proteolysis
Molecular function (GO): metallocarboxypeptidase activity; zinc ion binding
Source: RefSeq, a predicted model, not a curated record
UUAAGCAAGGUUUGAACACGUGAGCUGACACACUCCAUAAAAGCCUGCGUUCGGCCCCGCAGGGUUCACACUGUUGGUCACGAUGAGGGUCCUGCUCGCACUCACCGCGCUGUUCGUGGCCGUUCUCGGCAAGGAGACAUUUGAGGGGCAUCAGGUGCUUCGCAUUGUUGCAAAGGAUGAGGGCCAGCUGUCUCUCAUUAAGGCCCUGGAGGACAUGAGCGAGUUCGAGCUGGACUUCUGGAGGGGAGUUACCGAUGUGUCCACCCCUGUGGAUAUCAGAGUUCCUUUCCACAGCCUGCAGUCCGUCAAAAUCCACCUGGAGGGUCAGGACAUCGAGUACUCCGUCAUGAUCGAGGACCUUCAGGCAAUGCUGGAUAAGGAGCAGGAGGAGAUGGUGUCUGCUGCUCGUCGUCCUGAGCCCAGAAACUCAGACAGCUUUGACUUCGCCAACUACCACCCCAUCAACGAGAUCUACGCCUUCCAGGACAUGCUGGUGGCUGAGAAUCCCAACCUGGUCAGCAAGAUUGUAAUCGGUCAGAGCUACCAGGGUCGUGACCUGAAUGUGCUCAAGUUCAGCACUGGUGGAACCAACCGUCCCGCCAUCUGGAUCGACACUGGUAUCCACUCCAGAGAAUGGGUCACUCAGGCCAGCGGCACCUGGUUCGCCAAGAAGAUUGUGACCGAGUAUGGACGUGACCCCGCUCUCACCGCCAUCCUCAACAAGAUGGACAUCUUCCUGGAGAUUGUGACCAACCCUGAUGGCUACUACUACACUCACAAUAGCAACCGUAUGUGGCGUAAGACCAGGAAGCCCAACUCCGGCUCUAACUGUGUGGGAGUCGACCCCAACAGGAACUGGGAUGCUGGUUUUGGAGGACCUGGUGCCAGCGGCAACCCCUGCUCAGAGACCUACCGUGGUCCCAGGGCUCACUCUGAGUCUGAGGUCAAGUCCAUUGUGGACUUUGUGAAGUCCCACCGCAACUUCAAGGCCUUCAUCUCCAUCCACUCCUACUCCCAGAUGCUCCUGUACCCCUACGGCUACACCAGGACUCCAGUCAAGGACCAGGCCGAGCUGCACAGUCUGGCUAAGAAGGCCAUCACUGACCUGGCCUCCCUGUACGGUACUCGCUACAGAUAUGGCAGCAUCAUCAACACCAUCUACCAAGCCAGCGGUGGCACCAUUGACUGGACCUACAACCAGGGCAUCAAGUACUCCUACACCUUUGAGCUGAGGGACACUGGCCGAUACGGCUUCGUCCUGCCAGCCAAUCAGAUCAUCCCCACCGCCAAGGAGACCUGGCUGGCUCUGAUGGCCAUCAUGGACCAUACCUUCAAGAACCCUUAUUAAAGUGUGUGUGCGUGUGUGUAGAGGUGGAAAUCCCUGUUGUUGGCAAAUGUACCUUUAAGACUAAUGUCAUCAUCAUAACCAUCAUCAUCGUACGCCAUGACUCUUCAGACAUCGUGAAAACCACAGACAAAUAAAAGCAGACUGGAAAACU